Messenger RNA from Acaulospora morrowiae, 1095 nucleotides. The record is from the annotation of a GenBank genome assembly. NCBI's taxonomy places the organism in Eukaryota, Fungi, Glomeromycota, Glomeromycetes, Diversisporales, Acaulosporaceae.
AUGAAACGGAAUCAUAAACAGUCUCCCAUACGGAGUUGGGUUAAUUUCACAAAUGAGCCUAUAAAAAAUAAAGGAAAGAUUAGUAAAAAAAAAACUCCGUCUAAACCACCAAAUAGCUUUCUUCUUUUUAGAAUUGAAAAAUAUCGUGAGAUAGCGGCUAAAAAUGAAGGGAUCUCGAACUCUGAAGUUUCUAAGGUGGUAGGCCGCAUGUGGAAUGAUUCGUCUUCAGAAGAAAAAGAACCUUAUAGAAAAUUGGCCAAAGAAAAGAAGAUAGAGUUUGACAUAAAACGCGGAUCUACUUCAAGUACAAAUGAACCAGGAAACUUGAGAAAUAAAAAUUUGACAUUGGUCUCUACUAAUGCAGUCGAACAACAAUCUUCAGUUGCAUCAAUGAAUAAAGAUGAUCUCGAAUCCUCAAUUAUCACCUUUUUUCCGUAUUCAACGCUAAAUGACAAUACUAAUUUAAUUUCGUCAACUCUCGACGAUACCCACAAUACUACCGAUUCUUCCUCAUUAACUUGCAAUAUUGAUGAAUUUGAUGAUUCAGUCGAAGAAAACGCCACUAUCCCGCUUUCUUCUGAGGUUACCCUUGCCUCUCCGUCUUUAAUCUCGAGCUCGUCCGGAUCACCGUCAACUGAAGGAUUUAACUGCUGGACCGAUUUCGAAACUUCCGAACAACUUACUCAAACUCUUGGAUCAUCAUUUUCUACUUUCAAUAAUAAUGGAUUCAGAGAACUUCAAAUGCAAGCACCCCUUGAAUGGGCAGGAGAAAAUAUCUGUUCUUCCACGAAUAUAAAGAACUCUACUAAUAAUAGUUCCAGAGAAUAUCAACAACUAGAGACUUUUGAUUUGGAUGGAGAAAAUACAAGUUCUUCCCCUCACAUUAAUGGAUCAUAUUUAUCAAUGUUCGAAUCUGAUGAUAGUGAAGCGGCUGUGACCUCAAAUGUGCUAGAUAAUAAUACUUUUGGUGUUACAAAUUUGACCGGUUAUGCUAACGCAACUCAAAACUCGACCUCUAGUUUAAGAAGUUUUCAGCCUGAUCAAAGACCUCUUGGAUAUAUUAUUGAAAAUGGGUUAUUGAUUUGGUAUUAUUAA